GUAUAUUAAAUCUUAGCCAAUUGGCCCUAGUUUCGAUCAGUGGGAUGCGCUUCAGUUGAAAAUUUAGCAGUGGCUGUAUCUUUCUGGGGCAGCCUAGUUUUCAUGACUCAGUGCAGCGCUGGGCUGGAGUUUCCCCUUGGGACGGAGGUGGUGGUGGGAGCCCAGAAAAGAAAAAGUCCACCAGGCAGAAGGAGCUUCCCUUUAGCGCUCUUCACUGGACACAGCAGGCUCAAUUGACAGAAAGAUGACUGGUAGAAGAUUCCUGUCCACAACAGCUUCUGCUUGUAACAAGUACGCAGCCUAUGUUCCUAAGCAAGGCUCGUAUCCAAAGGGGUAUAAAGUCGGCGCCGUCUCCUCUGGCGUGAAGAAGAACUCGCAAUUGGACUUGUCGCUCAUUAUCUCUGAGAAGCCUGCGUCUGCUGCUGCUGUGUUUACAACGAACAAGUUCAAGGCUGCUCCUGUCCAGCUGUCUAAGCUCGUAUUGGAGCAGACCGACAAGGUUCAGGCGAUUGUCAUAAACUCUGGCUGUGCCAAUGCAGUCACAGGCACUAAAGGACUGGCCAAUGCUAAGGAGAUUGUCCAAGCGGUUGACCAGCUCGUCACAGGCUCUUCUGCCUCUGAUAAGAUGUCGACGCUUUGCAUGUCCACUGGUGUCAUUGGACAACAGCUGUCAAUGGACAAGAUUCUCGGUGCGAUUCCAAAGUUGUUCAAGGAGUCGUUGGGCUCCGACCAUGAACACUGGUUGACGUGUGCCAAGGGUAUCAUGACCACUGACACAUUCCCAAAGCUUGUUUCCAAGGAGAUCUCCUUAAACAACCAUACGUAUAGAAUCGCAGGCCUCUCCAAAGGUGCAGGUAUGAUCUGUCCAAACAUGGCCACACUGUUGGGAUUUUUCGUUACCGACGCUCCAAUUGAACCAAAGGCUUUACAGUCAAUCUUGUCGUAUGCGGUGAACCGUUCAUUUAACUCGAUCUCUGUGGAUGGUGAUAUGUCUACCAAUGAUACCAUUGCAGCAUUGGCCAACGGCGCAGCUGGUGGCCCGGCAAUCACCGAGUCCUCUGGUGAAUCAUAUGAGUUGAUCCGUGACGAGAUUACUCAGUUUGCUCAGACUUUGGCACAGCUGGUUGUUCGUGACGGUGAAGGUGCUACGAAGUUCGUCACAAUCAAAAUUAAAGACGCCCUUUCCUAUGAAGAUGCUCAUCAGGUUGGUAAGACCAUUGCAAACUCGCCACUGGUGAAGACUGCGCUGUACGGCAAGGAUGCCAACUGGGGUAGAAUCCUCUGUGCCAUUGGCUAUUCCGAUGUCGAGGUGAACACCUCAAAGACCAACGUCUCUUUCGUGCCAGCAGACGGCUCCGCAGAGCUCAAACUCUUGGUCAACGGGGAGCCUGAGGUGGUUGAUGAAGAGAGAGCUUCGCAGAUCUUACAGUUCGAAGAUCUCGAGAUCUCUGUUGACUUGGGAACCGGUGGUGGUGCAGAGACAACGUUCUGGACCUGUGAUUUAUCCCACGAGUACAUCACAAUCAACGGUGACUACCGUAGUUGAGUGACUACCGUAGCUGAGUGUACACAGUACGCACAUCACACAUCACACACGACACAUUCUUAGAAUGCGAUUGUAUUCAAUAAAGAUCUCAA
Williopsis jadinii is the source of this 1638-nucleotide messenger RNA. RefSeq names its product glutamate N-acetyltransferase (gene ARG7). The transcript has a single exon. Gene Ontology annotation, biological process: L-arginine biosynthetic process; L-ornithine biosynthetic process. Bases 245 to 1546 code for a protein of 433 amino acids. Gene Ontology annotation, molecular function: L-glutamate N-acetyltransferase activity, acting on acetyl-CoA as donor; L-glutamate N-acetyltransferase activity, acting on acetyl-L-ornithine as donor. Gene Ontology annotation, cellular component: mitochondrial matrix. NCBI's taxonomy places the organism in Eukaryota, Fungi, Ascomycota, Saccharomycetes, Phaffomycetales, Wickerhamomycetaceae. The record is from RefSeq and is a predicted model, not a curated record.